Molecule: messenger RNA, 324 nt
Organism: Notodromas monacha
Lineage: Eukaryota; Metazoa; Arthropoda; Ostracoda; Podocopida; Cyprididae
Source: the annotation of a GenBank genome assembly
AUGGGACGGGGGUUGGUUAGUUUGUUAGUUCGUCUCGGAGGUCCGUCGAUGUCGGCGCGUGACGCAGGCUCGGGGAGUGUUGCCGAAGAGCGUCACGCACUCUGGAAACGGGAUCCAGUCACGUGGCGUGGCACUUGUGUGCUCUUUUCGUCGUCGUCGUCGUGGUUCUUUGUUCGGGGAAGGCUGGCUUCUAGUGUCCAGAGUUUGAACCACUCCAUCGGUGAUGCGGAAGAUCGGCGGCCUCGUUCCUUGUGCAUCAGGAACUUCCCCGUCAAAAGUGCCGGUAAAAAGGGGUACGCGUCAUUGACGGGAAUAAAAUUAUGA